Messenger RNA from Phycodurus eques (leafy seadragon), 2684 nucleotides. RefSeq names its product ring finger protein, transmembrane 1 (gene rnft1). Gene Ontology annotation, molecular function: ubiquitin protein ligase activity. Gene Ontology annotation, cellular component: endoplasmic reticulum. The coding region runs from base 132 to 1394 and encodes 420 amino acids. The transcript is spliced from 9 exons. Gene Ontology annotation, biological process: positive regulation of ERAD pathway. The record is from RefSeq and is a predicted model, not a curated record. NCBI's taxonomy places the organism in Eukaryota, Metazoa, Chordata, Actinopteri, Syngnathiformes, Syngnathidae.
GCUUGCUGUCACGUCAUCUCUGGGUUUAUGGCUGAGCUGGAAAGUCCACAGCUUCAGUGUUUUGCUUUUUUGCUUUUCUUUCGUUUGGCGUUUUUGGACGUUUGGCGUUAAAUGGCGACUAAACGGUUACCAUGAAACUGCGCUUGCAGAAUGACAGAAGAGCUGUGAAAGUGAGGGAGUCUCCGACUGUCAUGCAGCCUAAUUCCAGCCAGGAGGCCACUCAUGCGAGAAAUGGUUUAUCCCUUACUCUGCAAGCAGAGCUUCCCACCGGGACGACGCCCUGCGGUGCCUCGGCCGCUGCCCACCCCGACACCAAUGAGGUGCGCGUAUCCAUGAGUGGCGGCGCACUGGGCGAUUCCGGCAGAGGUGCCUCUGCCAGGAGAUCCAGAGUCAACACCCACAGCCACGCCCAUUCCCACGGACACUCUCGUUGGCAGCGACACCCCGCUUCCGAGCCCGACUCGAACGACUCCGGCGAUCCGGACUCCGGAGAGCCCAGUACCUCACUGUCGGAGCUACGCUGCCUGUUUCGCUGGCUCCAAAAGAGUCUUCCUUUUCUUGUCAUACUGAGCGCUAAACUGGUCAUCCAGCAUGCGCUAGGACUCGCAGUUGGUGUUGGCCUCUUCACAACUUUUCUGUACGUGAAUAAAAGCAUCCAAACGCAAGUGUUUCUCCAGGAUCGACGUGCAAAGCUGCAUUGUGUGUGGCUGCUGCUGCUCCUGGUCUCCUCCACGCUCCUGCUUUACUACACCUUUCUCCCUCAGGCACUUUACAACUGCCUUUUAUUCCUCAGUCCAACUAUUGAGCCUCUGGGAUUCUGGGAGGUCCUGUGGGCAGUUGGCAUCACCAACUUCAUCAUAAAAUUCCUCUGUAUGGGGAUCAAGUGCCUUCUCUUGCUGCUGCCUGCUUCCCUGGUCAAUUACAGAGUACAGGGACGCUGGCUGCUGCUGAGCGAGGAAUUGGCUCAGGUUUACCAGGCCGUAGCCCCCGCGCCGCUCUGGUUCCGCUACCUUGUCACGUACCGGGAGGCCGACGGCGCCCCGGCGCUCACUGUGGGGGUUUUGCUGGCUCUGCUCUACCUUAUACUGAAGCUUUUAGGACUGUAUGGGCAGUGGACGUCUUUGCUGAAAACCGCGAGGAUCUUUCUAAAGAGCGAGCAUACAGGGACAGCAGCCACGAGGAGCCAGUGCACGGAGGCCGGAGACGUGUGUCCCAUCUGUCAGGGAGAGUACAGGGAGCCUCAAGCGCUCAUCUGUCAGCACAUAUUCUGUGACGAAUGCAUCGCUCUGUGGUUUAACCGGGAGAAGAGCUGCCCCCUCUGCCGCACCGUCAUCACAGAGAAGGUGUACGAGUGGAGAGAUGGAGCCACAUCCCCGCACCUGCAGAUUUACUGAAUGUCACCUUGCUUGAUUGUCCAACUUGUUCAACACUGUUCAUUUCUGGGGCCACUCACUGUCGUUAAAGUCCCUGUAAAGUGAAGCUACAUAUCAUAUAUACGCCAGACAGUGUGAACACCCCUGCCACAUUUGAGUGAUUAAAAAUAUUACCAAGUAUAUGAAAUGAGGCUUCAAAAUCAUGAAAAAUCAAGCCGUUCUCUCGGGUCUCAGACGAUCUUACCUCAUUCUUCCGCCUUCUCUCCCAUGACUCGAAUGCACUCACGGCCGACAACGCAGCGCUCUCAUGCGUCCACGCCAGCUGACGUAUUUGUGGGGUGCAGGCAUAGUUGGCUACCUAACUGCAUGUCGCACUGGCACCGUCUAACUGUUGAUGCAAACGAAUCAAGUUCUUGUAUAAAUGGGGAAGGGUGACUCAUGCCGAACUCCAAAAAGCACGAUGCGGCACUGUUUUAGCCACUCCCCAAAAAUCUGGAAAACUGAAAUGGCAUAAAGGCUUAACGCUGUAUCGCCACAAUUGAGUGAAGUGCUAUAUAUUUCUCUGUCUUUGCAGGUUUUUAGCAAUUAUCUUCAAUCGUAAAAUGUGUUUAGAAACAAAUCUCUGACUUCACUUUACAGGGUCUUUAAAUUCAAACGAUAGCUUACCCUAUGUUAAAUCCUCAAUUAUUUCACCCCCCGCCAUCUAGUUCAUGUUUGAUUUGCAUUGGAUUAUAUUUAUCCUCGGGCCUGCAUGUUGUUCUUCCAAAGUAUUCUUUGACUGUAAAUACAAGAAAAUAUUUUUUCAACCAUUUCCUGGGUAACAGUUUUCAAGAGAUAAUUGUAAAGUCUUAUCCAGCUCUACAUUUGAUCUAAUGAUGUGAGUUGGAGGUAAGCAGAUGUGCACGUACCUCUGACCCGAGUGAUUGCUGGUGACGCGUCUUCAUCUUCUCUUCAAGUUGCUUUGGAACUGCAGGCAAAUUGCACACUGCAAUGCCUUUGGAAGAGGUUCCACAAACUCCCAGCCAGCCUGUAUCAGGUGAUGAUGGACAGGCACGGUGCAUAUGUAAGCCUGGUGCUAUUUUUCUAGUUUAUAUCAAAAAAGUGCUGCAGCACAGCUCGCAAGAUUUUACAAGUUUUUGAAUAUUUUUACAGAGGCGAUGUAGCUUCCUUGUAAAAAAAAAAAAAAAAAAAAAAAUGCCCAAAGAACUAGAUAUAUUUUAUGUAAGGAAAUAGAUCCACUGUUUUUGUCCAUUUCACUCCAUGAACUAUCUGAAUAAAAUUUUGCAUUUGAAGGAUUGAUGUGUUUUAUCU